CAGGGGGCGUGUCCCGGCCGCGAUGGCGGCGCUGUUCGGCGGCGUAGAGGGGGGGGGCACCCACUCCACUGUGGUGGUGGUGUCCGGAGAUGGCCGCAUCCUGGCUGAGACAGAGGGACCCUGCACCAACCACUGGCUCAUCGGCUCGGAGCAGUGCCUGCUGCGGAUCGAGCGCAUGGUCAGCGAGGCCAAGAGCAAGGCUGGGGCCGACCCCCGUGUCCCACUCCUGUCACUGGGUCUGUCCCUGAGCGGAGGGGACCAGGAAGCUGCCAUCAGGAAGCUGCUGGAGGAGCUGCACCAGCGCUUCCCACACCUCAGCCGGAGCUUCUCCAUCACCACCGAUGCCGUGGGGGCCAUGGCCACCGCCACCGACCGCGGUGGCAUCGUCCUCAUCUCGGGCACUGGCUCCAACUGCAAACUCAUCAAUCCCGAUGGAUCUGAGACCGGCUGCGGCGGCUGGGGGCACAUGAUGGGGGAUGAAGGCUCAGCGUUCUGGAUCGCACACCGGGCGAUCAAGGUGGUGUUUGACAGCAUGGACAACCUGGAGGAGCCCCCCCACGACGUGGGAUACGUCCGGGAGGCCAUGCUGGACUACUUCCAGAUCCAGGACAGGACAGGGCUCCUGCCCCAUCUCUACAGCUCCUUCCAGAAGGCCAAGUUUGCAGGGUUCUGCCAGAGGCUGGCGGAGGGUGCCCAGGCUGGGGACCCCCUCUGCUGCCACCUCUUCCAUAAGGCUGGGGAGGUGCUGGCCCGGCACGUGGCUGCGGUGCUGCCCAAGGUGCACACGAGCCUGUUCCAGGGGGAGCUGGGGCUGCCCAUCAUCUGCGUGGGCUCCGUAUGGAAGAGCUGGGACAGGAUGCAGGAGGGGUUCCUGCAGGUGCUCACCCAGGCGCGGGGGGGCGCUGCGGGACGCGGCUUCUCCCGGUUCAGCCUCCUGAAGCUGAAGCGCUCAUCGGCGCUGGGGGGGGCCCGGCUGGGGGCCCGCAGCAUCGGAGCGGCGCUGCCCUUGGAUUGCGGUGCCAACGUGGAUGUGUUCUACAGCCACAGCUUCCAGUGACCCCCCCCCGACGGGGGGGGCAGGGA
Messenger RNA from Melopsittacus undulatus (budgerigar), 1083 nucleotides. It is a transcript of the gene NAGK, whose product is annotated as N-acetylglucosamine kinase. The coding region runs from base 23 to 1057 and encodes 344 amino acids. Gene Ontology annotation, molecular function: N-acetylglucosamine kinase activity. The record is from RefSeq and is a predicted model, not a curated record. Lineage: Eukaryota; Metazoa; Chordata; Aves; Psittaciformes; Psittaculidae. The transcript is spliced from 10 exons.